Messenger RNA from Temnothorax curvispinosus, 2706 nucleotides. Its product is annotated as transient receptor potential cation channel protein painless-like. The record is from RefSeq and is a predicted model, not a curated record. NCBI's taxonomy places the organism in Eukaryota, Metazoa, Arthropoda, Insecta, Hymenoptera, Formicidae. The coding region runs from base 790 to 1968 and encodes 392 amino acids. The transcript has 2 exons.
CAAUCGGCUUUGUCGUUUUCUUUUUAAAAAUUAUUCAUUUUAGGCCCUGUUACACUAGGGAAGCCUCUUAAGUAAUCGACCGAAUAUCCACCAUGAUGUAAAACAACAAUAAUAACGAAAAUGUUUUUCUCAUAUCCACUAUAUUUGACACAUUGGGUCGCAUUACACAAUUCGAUAUGUUAAAAAAAUGCUGAAUAAUAAUUAUUUAAUAUCAACGUAAUUUUUACCUGUAAUUUUUUCUAUAAAAACAUUACAGGUGUUCUAGCUCAGUGAAACGAACUCUGUGGGAGCUUGUUUUGUAAUUUUAUAAGCUCUCCGGAAGCUCAAAAAUAUAAACUUCCUAAGAGCUUGUUUUGUCGAAUUUUGUAAGCUCUCGGGAGUUCAGCAAAAUGAACUCCCUGGGAACUUAAUCGGAGCUUUGCGCUGUGUGAGUAUAUAUUGUUGCGUGCCCCAAUGCGAGAUGUGAGUAGCGAAAUAAUGGACGGAGCUCUCCGUUCAACUCACACGGAAGACGGUCUUUAUAAGCUUCUCCUCUAUGAUGCGCAGACAGUGUCCAGUGAGUCGUUCCUUCGAUGAGUCGUCCCUUACAAUUAAUUCAGACUUAGCUUUCUGCAGAAGAGAAGAAUUGAGAAUUCUCUUCGGCGCCCCGCAUCUAUAAUUGCUAAGUUUCAGUAUUUGCUUGCUGGAGAAGGGUACAGGGUAGCAGUACAACAGUAAGAACUUAACAGUCUUUCAUUUGGCAGCAAUAAAGGGCUAACGUAAAAGAAAAUCGAGCAGAAAUUGCCGAAAAUGGGAAAGGAGCUAUCGGAAAAGUUACCAUUUAAAAGCGAAAACUGGAAAAGAGACGCGCAAGCAGUCCUCGAGGACAGUUUAAAAAACAGAAACGAGACAAGUUUUCUGACGUAUGUGGAGGAUAUUCAGGGAGAGAUUCCUCCUUGUUUGGUUGAGAAUCUGCUAACGAUAUCCGCACAACAUAAUUGGCAAAAAGCCGUAAAAGCAAUUCUAAACAGAUUUGAAAAAAAGCAUGGACAAGGAACCAAUUCGUACUUAAGCGUCAAAGAAGCCGCACGUACGGCUGUUCAGAAUGGUCGUUAUGUUAUUUUUGAGGAAUUGCUGAAAGUGGAACCCGAGAUAUCCCACCAUCUAAUUCUAAGCGUCUGCCUGAAGUUGGGAGAGCCAAGAAAACGAGGAGUCAACGAUACGUUACUACGUUCGAAUCUGAAAACGUGUCUGGAGAUGAUCUUGAAACAAAUUAACGUGGAUGUCUGUUGCAUUGACAUUGCAGACAUUUCGUCAGUCUUAUCGGCCUACUUCGACGACUGCUUGAAGAAGAUAAGGAACCAAACGAAAGAAGACGUAAUUGAGUACGACUAUAGUUGCUUGAUGUCACACAACAUUUUCUCAAUACAGAAUACAACUCAUCGAGGGACUUGCGAAACGGAAGUGUUCCUAGACAUCGCGCGUAACAAAAAUCUUAAUCAUCUGCUAAAACAUCCGUUGCUCUCGUCCUUUCUCUAUCAGAAAUGGUGCAAGAUACGACAUAUAUUGUACACGAAUAUUGGCUUCUAUGGGAUCUUCUACUUUUUGCUGAAUACCUAUAUCCUGAACAUGAUUUACGAAAGUUCUCCAAAUGAAAACGGAACGCAAACGGUCAAUGACAGUUUCGACGUGAUUUUGAACAGUACUCUUUUAAUCCGCUUCUAUCCAGAGAGUCUCCUGUGGAUUUUCGUUAUCGUAUUGUGGUUGCUUUUCACCAUUUGGGAGAUCCUUCUAUUUGCCUGCUGUCCUCGCCGUUACUUGAUGAAUUGGGAAAACCGGCUACAGGUUGUGCUGAUUAUAUUUACCCUCAUUUUAUUAUGUGGCGCGGGAGCAUGGAGUCGCGUCGUGGUAGUCUUAUUGUCUGCCUUAGUGCUGACAACUCUGAUCAGCCAACAUCCGAAAAUAUCUACCAACUUUGAAAUAUUUUGAAUAAUUUCUCGUAAUUACGUGUACUUACUUUUACCGUAUUUGGUUCUCAUCAUCGCGUUUGUCCUGACUUUCUACAUAGUCUUUGAGAACAAGAGACAUUUUUCUAAUCCCGGGGACUUGCUCUUCAAAACGCUCAUCAUGGUAUUCACAGGCGAAUUCAACUCCAACGAUAUCCCGGUCGACUCACAUCCCGUUUUGAGCCGCAUUGUAUUAGUGCUGUUUGCUUUCUUCAUUUUUGUAUUGGUCAAUGUAAUUAACGGUCCAGCAGUCAGUAACACUGAAGAAAUUCGAUCUGAAGCUAAACUGAACGGACUCGUCUCUCGAAUACGCCUGAUCGUUUAUCUUGAAAACAUAGCAUUCGGCAAACCAUUUAGUUGGCUCAAUUGGUUCAGCCGCGGAAAUUCGUGUUUGUUACGAUGGAAUCCCUUCAGCUUCCUUACUAAAAGAAUUUUUUGGUUUCCGCAUUAUUUGGAAAACGAUAAAAUCACUUUCUUUCACGACUACAGAAUCCCCGUUGAGCAAUCGGGAAAUAUAAUUAAAAAAGGUGAACGUAUUAGUUCUAAUAAAAAUCAACCGUCACAUAUCAAGAAGAUAAAAACCACUUUGAAUAAGCAACAAGAAAAAUUAACCGAGAUAAACGACAAUUUCAAAAAUCUCGUAAGAAAGAUUGGGUUACGCAAACUGCGCGCCAAGUGUCGGUUUUGAAACACAGUUUCUGCGUCUAAAGCCGAAAUAGUA